AUGCAUCGCGUUUCGACGGCGCGCUUGCUCAGUAGGGCACUGGGGAUAGGGGAGCGUGCGGCGAGCGUACCCGUCUUUUUGUGCCCUGCCGUCGGUCUACGCAGCUCGCCUGCUCCCCGGAAUCUUGCGAGAUCGAGCCGCCGGUUCAACAGCACGGGAGUUUCUGCAAGGGCGGUUGAGGAUGGGCCGCCGGCGCGGGUAGACCAGCCGGUGAGGCAGCUUCCGGUUACGUGUAGCGGGUGCGGAGCGUUUGCGCAGACCGGUGAUGCGCAGCAGCUGGGGUACUUUGACUUGCAGAGCAGGAGGGUGCGCAAUUGGCUUCGUCCGCGGAGGAGCGAGGGACCGGGCAGCGCGGCGGCGGCCGAGGACAAGAUUGUGGAUGAUGUCUUGAAGGGCUUGGAUGAGGAGCGGCUGGAGGCUUUGGGGUUGCGCGCGGAGAGCAUGAUGGAGGAUGCGAGCGCCAGGGAUUUGGAGAGACUUGUCACGGAAAAACCGCCUGUUUGCGACAGAUGCCACGACUUGAUACACCACAGCACGGCGACCAACACGGCAAAGCUCACCAUGCACCACCCGACGGUCGAAUCGCUGCGGGACACCAUUGAGGAGUCGCCGUACAAGUAUAACCACAUCUACCAUAUUAUCGACGCGGCCGAUUUUCCCAUGUCGCUCGUCCCGCGGCUCAAUGUCUUGCUGGGCGACAUUCCCCUGCGGUCGAGGAAUCGGCGCUCGCGUUCAAGCAAGUUCCACAACGACCGCAAGACGGAGAUGAGCUUCAUCAUCACGAGGGGGGACCUGCUCGGCCCCACCAAGGAGAUUGUGGACUCCAUGAUGCCGUAUCUCCGUGACGUUUUGAGAGACGCCCUGGGCAGACUGGGCGGCCGCGUGCGCCUGGGGAACUUGAAGUGCGUCAGCGCCAAGAGGGGCUGGUGGACAAAGGAUGUGAAGGAGGAUAUUUGGAACAGAGGAGGCGCUGGGUGGAUGGUCGGCAAGGUCAACGUCGGCAAGAGCCAGCUGUUUGAAGCCGUGUAUCCCAAGGGCAGGAUGGGCGACAGCAACAAGAGAGACACGGGCCGGCCGGCACCUACGCAUGCGCAGGCUGCCGACGACGCCGACGGCCAACAGGAAGCCUGGGAGGACCUCAACGUCGGCGAGCUGCUUCCCCCGCCGCAACCCACCCGAAACUACCCUUCCAUGCCGGUCGUUUCCUCGCUCCCCGGCACUACGGCGUCGCCCAUCCGCGUACCGUUUGGAAAUGGCAAAGGCGAACUCGUCGACCUCCCGGGCCUCGCGCGAAGCGACCUCGAGCUGUUUGUCAAGGAACCCCACCGUCAGUCCCUCAUCAUGAAGAAACGCAUCGUCCCCGAACAGGUCGCCGUCAAAUACGGCAAGUCGCUGCUCCUGGGCGGCGGCCUCAUCCGCAUCACGCCUCGCACGCCGGACAUGGUCUUCCUCAUGUACAACUUUACCCCUAUCGACGAGCAUCUCACCAUGACGGAAAAGGCAAUUGCGUUCCAGGAGCAGACGCGCGAGUCUAUCGGCCUCGAAAACAUCACCCUUGCCGGUGUCGGGGGGAGGAUGAAGCACGCGGGGACGUUUAAGCUGUGCCAUGACGUUACCAAGAAGCGCGCCGGGCCGCUGACGCGCAAGAACGCUGUGGGACUCCAGGUUGACCGGUUGCCGUUUCGGGUUGUGUCGGUGGACAUCCUGAUCGAGGGCGUCGGGUAUGUCGAGGUGGUUGCGCAGGUGAGAGCAAGGGAGUUUGAGCGGUGGGAACGCAUGCAGGCGGAUAUUGAGCGGGCCGCGGCUGUGGAGGGCGAGGACGCCGAGUCUGCUGCUGCCGCGCCCGGGGAAGAGCCGUCGUCGCAGGAUCCGUUUAAGGAGAUGAUGAGGAACAGGAGAGAUGUGCUGGGCGAGGAUGGGCCUGCGGUCAAGGCGCAGUCAAGGCUACCCGAGCCGGAUUGGCCUGCGGUGGACGUCUUCUCCCCCGAAGGCAAGUUUGUGGGCUCGAGGAAGCCGAUUAACGGGUGGUUGAAUAACAAGCCGAGGGUUUUGGCGGAGCAUAAGAAGAUGCGGCCGAGGAGGAGCAUGAGGGGGGCCAAGAAGAGGGCCAAGAUGGAGAGGCGCAAGGGCGAGUGA
Molecule: messenger RNA, 2136 nt
Organism: Metarhizium robertsii ARSEF 23
Lineage: Eukaryota; Fungi; Ascomycota; Sordariomycetes; Hypocreales; Clavicipitaceae
Product: Protein phosphatase inhibitor
Exons: 2
Coding region: 1-2136 (711 amino acids)
Cellular component (GO): mitochondrion
Source: RefSeq, a predicted model, not a curated record